Molecule: messenger RNA, 6741 nt
Organism: Diceros bicornis minor
Lineage: Eukaryota; Metazoa; Chordata; Mammalia; Perissodactyla; Rhinocerotidae
Gene: UBXN11
Product: UBX domain protein 11
Exons: 13
Coding region: 5175-6722 (515 amino acids)
Biological process (GO): proteasome-mediated ubiquitin-dependent protein catabolic process
Molecular function (GO): ubiquitin binding
Source: RefSeq, a predicted model, not a curated record
GCUGUCUAAAGUUUAUAAUAUGUCAUUUUAACUUAAUGCUCCUGCGAGAUGCUUACUCAGGCUGAGGGCUGUCAGCAAGCUACUCUCUUAUCAGCAGUCCUCCUGCUGUUCUGCAGGGCAAGCUCAGAAACUUUGUUUACUUUGUUUCUCACGUUAACCUUGUGGGUAGAGGUUCGGUUUCAUUCUAAUCCAGGGAAAUUUUAACGCCUUCAUCCUCAGUUUCAUCUCUCCUUUAUUAUUUACCUUUCCCUCCUGAGCUCCUAGGACCCAAUAAACUCUUGAACCCCAAACAGGUCAUAACUGACAAGGGUCUUUCAGCAAAUGAUCUUUUUAAAAGCAAAGUGGACUCUGUCCAUUGUCAGGAAUAGAGACUUCCAGAGCCAUCUAACUCCAGACCUGGGGUCUACUUUCUCAUCCUACAGGUGGGAAAACAGGCCCAGAAAGAGCCUUGUUCAGGACCUUCCUCCUCCCACUCCAGGGCCUGUCCAAUAAUUGUCAGGCAGUAAAUUUCCACCCCAGGAUGGAAUCAAGAAGAGGCCAAGAGGCCCCCCACUCUAGAAGUAAUUUCCCCCAAAAUCAAUUUAGCAAAACAGUGGCAUCGUCGGGAUUACAUAUUCAGGUCCAGAGGCUUCUAGCAGCUUCACGAAACUAAUCCCAGGUUCGCUUUCUAUGCCUGGGGGUGGUAUGAAUGAACUCUCCAUCUCCAGACCCUGAGUCGGCUCAGAGCGGUGGAUUCUGGGAUUUGCAGUCUCCCGCGAAGAGUUUAGACUCUGUGGGCCAAUAGAAUUCGAGCACGGACGGCUGUACCCGCCUCCGCGGCCUGCUGGUUGCUCAGGGACCCCUCCGAAUUAGCCAAUGAGGAGCGCACAGGUCCUGGUCGCCUGGGAAACCGCGUGACAACAAGAUGGCGGCGCCGAGGGACGGGUGGGUGGCCUUGCGUGGUGAGUCCUGGCCAAGGCUUUUCUGCCUGAGGAGUCCCCCACGCAGGCUGCGACCCUCGCCCCGAGAGCCCCGAGCACUCGCGAGCCCCGCGGCCCAGCUCCUCCAGCAGGCCCCCCGCGUCCUGGCAGCGGAUUCGGGCCCCCUCCUACCAUGGCUUUGCGUGGAGGCUGGAGGAGGCGACGCGGCUCCCAGGGCGGGGUUAGGUGGUGACAGAAGCCGUGCCAUGAGCAUUCCAGCUGGGGAUUUAGGGAGUGAAGGCGUGCAGCCGGCCGGGCCCUGUCGGUGCUGGAGAGCACUGGGGCCUGGAGGGGACAAUAGGUCGAGUAGUCAGUCAAGCACAGUCCUGACUUGGGUCCCACAGAUGUAGAGGCAUCCAGCUUUCUCCUCAAAGCUCGAGUCUAACCUUUAGGCACCUCUGGCCUGAGGGAGAAGACACAGGCCUCCCCUGGAAGCCCCCAAAUUGUAGGGAGUAGACAUGGCUGUGUCCUCAGGAUCCCCCAGGUCUGAGGGAGGAGGAGACAGCCUUGUGCUCAGAAGUCCCCAGACUGAUGGGAAGAUACACCAGGGGUCUCGGGGUCGCCUAUAAUCCGUGGGAAAAUUGAUCUGGAGACUGGCCAGUGUGUUGGAUUGGCCUGAACUGAGACUGGAAACAGGGAAGUCAGUUGGGGACCAAAGAAGGGCAGUUAGAGCCCCCCUAGCAUGGCCAACAGUGGGUAUGGAAUGGAGGGGCUGUGUGUGAGAGACACUGCAGAAUUUAACCUGCAGGGUUUGGUAAGUGAUGGGAUUAAGAGAAAAGGAAGGAGAGAAAAAAAUUGUGUUCAGGUGAUGGGGUCCCAUUAAGAAGAGGGAUGUGGGGAGACCUUAUUUUGAGGGAAGAUUUUGGGUUUGGUUUGAGGACCAGGUCCUUCUUUUUUCUUCUUUUUUUUUUUUUUAUAAUUUUAUUUAUUUAUUUUUUCCCCCCAAAGCCCCAGUACAUAGUUGUAUGUCAUAGCUGCACAUCCUUCUAGUUGCUGUAUGUGGGACGCGGCCUCAGCAUGGCCAGAGAAGCGGUGCGUCGGUGCAUGCCCGGGAUCUGAACCCAGGCCGCCAGCAGCGGAGCGCGCGCACUUAACCGCUAAGCCACGGGGCCGGCCCUCUUUUUUCUAUAAUAGCUUUAUUGAGAUACAUAUACUUCACCCCUUUAAAAUGUAAAUUUCAGUCGUUUUUAGUGUAUUCAUAGAAUUGUACUACCAUCACCACAAUCAAUUGUAGAACAUUUUCAUCAGCCUCAAAAGAAACCCUGUACCCUUUAGCAAUUACCCCCAUCUACCCACCAGCUGCCCCCAGCCCUAGGCAACCACUGAUCUACUUUGUCUGUAUAGAUUUGCCCAUUCUGGACACUUUAUAUAAAUGAAAUCAUAACAAUGGUCUUUUGUGACUGACUUUUUUCCCUUAGCAUAAUGUUUUCAAGGUCCAUUCACAUUGUAGCAUGUAUUUCAUUUCUUUUUUAUUGCUAAAUAAUAUUCCAUUGUAAUGAUAUAUACUACAUUUGUUUGUCCAUUCAUUGGUUGAUGGACAUUUGGGUUGUUUCUACUUUUUGGCUAAUAUGAAUAAUGCUGCUAUGAACUGUAUACAAGUUUUUGUGUAGACAUAAGUUUUCAUUUCUCUUGGGUAUAUACCUAGGAGUGGAAUUGCUGGGCCAUAAUGUAACUCUGUUUAAUCUUUUGAUACUGCUAGACUCUUUUCCGUAGCAGCUGCACCAUUUUGCAUUCCAACAAAUGUUCCAAUUUCCCCACAUCCUCGCCAACACUUGUUAAUUUCUGUGUUUAUGACCAGUUUCUUUUGAGAGGUCGUGAGAAUGGUGAUGAGAUGGUGAUGAGAAUCCUCUGGAGAAGGAAAGGAUAAUUAGGUCCGGUGGGAGUUCAUCCAAGACAGUUCUAGCCACUAAAAGCACACUCCCUAGGGUUUUUUUAGUGUGAUGAAAACAUUCUAAGAUUGAUUGUGGUGAUGGUUUCACAACUGUGUGAAUAUACUAAAAACCAUUGAAUAGUACAUUUAAAAGCUUUAAGUAUGUGAACUAUAUCUCAAUAAAACUUGUUUUAAAAAGGAAGUUCACAUACUGUAUGAUUCCAUUUAUAUAACAUUCUUGAAGUAAGAAAAAUAUAAGAGAUGGAAAACAGAGUAGUGGUUGCCAGGGGUUAGGGAUGCUGGAGGAGGAGGAUGGGUGUGACUACAAAGGAGUAACAUGAGGGGGAUCUUUGUGGUGAUGGAAUAGUUUUGUAUCUUUUUUUUUUUUUUUUUGGUGAGGAAGAUCGGCCCUGAGCUAACAUCCGUGCCCAUCUUCCUCUACUUUAUAUGGGAUGCCACCACAGCAUGGCCUGACAAGUGGUGCGACGGUGCACGCCUGGGAUCUGGGCCUUCAAACCCCGGGCCGCCGCAGAGGAGCGCAUGCACUUAACCACUUGUGCCACUGGGCCGGCGCCUAGUUUUGUAUCUUGACUGCAGUGGUGGUUACGUGGAAUCCAUACAGGGGAUGAAAUGGCAUAGAAGGACACUCAUAUAAAAACAUAACUAUUGGGGGAAACUGGGUGAAGGAUAUACAGGACCUCUCUGGACUAUUUUCCUAAUUUCUUGUGAAUCUAUAAUAAUUUUGUAGUAAAAAGUUAAAAUAUAACUAAAGAACAAAUAAAGAAGGAACAAAAAAAAAAAGGAGUUAACCUAGCCAAGGGAAGGGUGCGGUUAGGAGUGGGGAGACGGUUCCAGGAGGGGGUUCCAGGCCGGGAGCCACUUGCGCAAAGGCCUGGUGCAUUUGAGGCCAAGCUGGCAGUUCAGAGUGGCUCAUGUGGAGGAGGAGGGGCGCUGGAGGGUGAGGUCAGGAGACACAGGCAGGGACCAGAUGAUCCGUGUUAAGGAAUUUUGAAUUCUUUUUCCUGUGGGUGAGAAGGAGCAAUUGGGAGCUUUUAGCAGGGAAAUGACAUGUCAGCUUUGUGUUUAAGAAGGUUCCUCUGGCAGCAUGUAGACACUGGGAACCACGAGGGGCUGUCACACUUGGCCACACAAACUGUGAGGAUGCCUAGACCAGACGGCAGGGGCAAGGGCAGGCUGGGGGCAGAUGUGGGAGGCUGGAUGGUGGGCGGCGAGGAAACUCUGGGCCUGGUCCUUGGAGGGCUCCUCAUGAGGAAGGGGCCAGGCAUGAGUCCCAACCUCCACAAUGAAGACAGGAGGCUGCCUCCAGGCGGCACUGGUCCCCUUGCUGGGCAGCUCCAGCCAGGGUGGAGGCCAGUGCCACACAUUUCCAAGGUGAACAAAAGACUUGACUCAGGCCCUGAUGGAGGUCCUUUGGUUCUAGGAUUUCUAGAUAUUAGCCACAUAAGAUACUUAAUUCACUGAAUAGAGUAUGGCCUUUAAUUAAAUCCCUGCUGUGCAUUCAUCUUUCCAGAAGGAAGAGGGAAGGGAGGGAGACCAACAUUGAUGAGUGCCCUCCAUGUGCCAAUAACAACAAAAGCCACAAGUCACAUUUUUAAGUGCUUCCUCUGAAGGUGGCACUGGGCUAGGUGCUUCAUGAGUGUUCUCUCCGAGUCCCCUGGGUAACCCUGCCUGGCUGGUAUCUUACCAUCCUCAUUUUACACCAAAGGAAACUGAGGCACGGGUUAUACUGGUGGAUGGCAGAACCUGUCCAGAGCCUGGCUCUUGACCUCCCUACCAUGCGGACCAAGUCUUGGUCGAGUCCUGCCUCUGGGUUGCCCCUCUCUGGCUCUGAGAUGUUGGGGGUGGCACCUGGGUUCUGGUAGGAGAGGAGGGGACCCCUGGGCUUUGUGUUGACCAGCUCCUUGAUAUAUGAACAAAAGCCCCAGGCCACCUGGGUAGUCUUGUACCUGGGCUCUAAGUUUGGGGGAAGUUUCAGGCUCUGGCCCAUUUCUGCACCCCUCCUUCCCCCCACUCCACCCCUGCAUCACCCUUUCCCAAGCACUACCAGGCCAGAGGCCUCCAGGAUUGGAGCAGAAAGCUGGAAAUCCAGAGGAGCAGGCAGACAGCAAGCACAGGGAUCCUGAGGCCAAGCUGCCUCCAGAAACUUCUGCAGGGGCAGUGGGAAGAAGUGAGGGCUGCUGCUCCCUGGACAGUGCUCCCUCCUGGCAAAAGUAGCCAGGGAAGAAGAAGUUUCAGGCCACUUCUUGGUCAUGAGGGAGUGUUCUCGAGGGCUGACUUCUUUCUUCUCAGGGAGUUCCUGACAGCUAGAAUCUAGAAGUAGAACUAUGAGCUCCCCUUUGGCCUCCCUUGGCAAGACCCGGAGAGUGCCUCUGCAGUCGGAGCCUGUGAAUCCAGGGAGGCGAGGGAUAAAAAUCUACGGAGGUGAAGAUGAGGUGGACAUGGUGAAUGACGGACAUGGCUCGGAAGAAAGGAUCUCUGUUCCUUCCUGCUAUGGCAACGUAGGUGCCCCUGUGAGUAGGCAAGUCCCUGUAUUCCACGACUCGGAACUGAUGGCCACCAUGACGAAGAGGUUGCGGGAUCUGGAGCAGCAGGUGAAGGCCCAGACUGAUGAGAUACUGUCCAAGGAUCGGAAGAUACGGGCCCUGGAGGAAUUGAUGCAGACCUUCCAGGAGCACCAAGGUGAGGCGACCCUGCAGCGGCAGGAGGAGCUGGAGACGAUGUGCACGCAGCUGCAGCGGCAGGUCGGGGAGAUGGAGCGGUUCCUCGGUGACUACGGCCUGCAGUGGGUGGGUGAACACGUGGACCAGGAGGACUCGGAGGACAAGAUAGACUCAGAGGAUGGCAAGCAGGACUGGAUGACAGCCAAGAAGUUCUGGAAGCCAGGGGAUUCAUUGGUGCCCCCCGAGGUGGACUUUGACAGGCUUCUGGCCAGCCUGAAGGAUCUCAGUGAGCUGGUAGAUGGUGACACCCAGGUAACUCCACUGCCCAGCGGAGUACAGCUCCGUGACCUUGAGCCCAUCCCACUGAAGCUCUACCGGAAUGGCAUCAUGAUGUUCGAUGGGCCCUUCCGGCCCUUCUAUGAUCCCUCCACACAGCGCUGCCUCCGAGAUAUAUUGGAUGGCUUCUUCCCCUCAGAGCUCCAGCGGCUGUACCCUGAUGGGGUCCCCUUCAAGGUGAGUGACCUGCGCAAUCAGAUCUACCCAGAGAAUGGGCUGGACCCAUUCCCAGGUGAGGGCCGUGUGGUGAGCUGGCAGAGGAUUCGCAAGCCCUCGGACAGGAUGGAGCACCCAGGCUCCAGGAUGACCGUCGAGAAGUUUCUGAACAGGCUCCCCAAGUUUGUGAUCCGGCAAGGCGAGGUGAUUGAUAUCCGGGGCCCCAUCCGGGACACCCUGCAGAACUGCUGCCCAUUGCCUGCCCGGAUCCAGGAAAUCGUGGUGGAGACACCUGCCUUGGCUGCUGAGCAUCAGAGGAGCCAAGAGUCACCCGACUCACCAGCGCCCCCGCUCUCCAUGCUGCGCAUCAAGUCUGAGAAUGGCGAACAGGCCUUCCUGCUGAUGAUGCGGCCCGAGGACACUGUUGGCGACGUGCGUGCCCUGCUCGCACAGGCCAGGUGGGCAUGGGGCAGGCUGGCGGCCACAUGGGGGGCUCUGGCCCCACGAACCGGCCUGAUCCAUUCUGCCUGGUCCCCCAGGGCCGUGGACGCCACCACUUUCGAGAUCUUCAGUGCGUUCCCACCCACCGUCUACCACGACGACACACUCACACUGCAGUCUGCAGGCCUGGUACCCAACGCAGCGCUGCUGCUGCGGGCGCCCCGGGCCCCACCGCCCGCCCCUGGCCCAGGCCCAGACCCUGGCCCCUGCUCCAAAUAAAGCGCCCGCCCCAACACGG